This is a messenger RNA of Vigna angularis (adzuki bean), 715 nucleotides long. RefSeq lists its product as uncharacterized. Bases 344 to 580 code for a protein of 78 amino acids. The record is from RefSeq and is a predicted model, not a curated record. NCBI's taxonomy places the organism in Eukaryota, Viridiplantae, Streptophyta, Magnoliopsida, Fabales, Fabaceae. The transcript has a single exon.
ACAAGAACGCUUAUGCUUUUUUUCAAUUUUUACAACCAUGAUAUCCAUUCUUAUUAGUCAUUUCAGGGAAUCCUGACCGUCCCUUUUGGCAGUAAAACUUGUGUGUGCAGCUGGUGCUUGCAUGUGACUUUCCUUUACCCUAUAAAUACGGCCACUGCUAUUCCAAGCAAAAACACCAACCAGCACACACAGAUCAGCAAGAGCUACAUCACACUUUGCUAAGUUCUUCAAGUUCAUUUCCUUGAAAAUCAUACUGUGUGUUUGGUGAGUGUUAAGUGAGUUACUCUUGCAAAUAAGAAGAAGAAGAAGAAGAAGAAGAAAAAGAAGGAAAGAAGAAACAUAUAUGGGGGCUAAGAAGUCAUCGUCCUUCUCCUUUUGUGGUAUUUUCAAGGCUUGUUUCUCAAACAGCAAGGAUGAUUACUACUAUAGCUACGAUGAUAAUAGCAGAAGGCACUUUGCAAGUGAUGAGGAUAGAGGGCGUUGGGUUGCUGAGCCUGGUAUUGACAGGAAAGCAUCUGCUUUCAUUGCUAGAUUCUAUGCCUCACGAGUCAGUGACUCUGAGCACCAAAUUGCGUCCUGAAACUCAAAUAACAAACCCUUUCUUCGUUGCUCUUCAUUCAUCAAACUAGUGCUUCCUUUAAUAACUCACACCAGUUACACUUGGUUCCUACCUCUCUCUAUCCCUGCAAAUGUAAUUCUCACGCACUUUCAUUUC